GGUGGCAAAGGGGUCUCAGGAGCCAGAGCAGGGUAGGAUGCUAUAGAAGAACACCCCACAUUUUCAACUCUGCUCCCCAGGACUGGUUAAACUCGGGGUCCACUGCAUCACGGGCCAGAAGGUGGCCAUCAAGAUCGUGAACCGGGAGAAGCUGUCGGAAUCGGUGCUGAUGAAGGUGGAGCGGGAGAUCGCCAUCCUGAAGCUCAUCGAACACCCACACGUCCUCAAGCUCCACGACGUCUACGAGAACAAGAAAUAUUUGUACCUGGUUCUGGAGCAUGUCUCUGGAGGUGAGCUGUUUGACUACCUGGUAAAGAAGGGGAGACUAACUCCCAAGGAGGCCCGGAAGUUCUUCCGCCAGAUCGUGUCAGCUCUGGACUUCUGCCACAGCUACUCCAUCUGCCACAGAGACCUGAAGCCCGAGAACCUGCUUUUGGACGAGAAGAACAACAUCCGCAUCGCAGACUUCGGCAUGGCGUCCCUGCAGGUGGGGGACAGCCUCCUGGAGACCAGCUGCGGGUCCCCCCACUAUGCGUGUCCAGAGGUGAUUAAGGGGGAGAAGUAUGACGGGCGCCGGGCUGACAUGUGGAGCUGUGGUGUCAUCCUCUUCGCGCUGCUGGUGGGCGCUCUGCCCUUCGAUGAUGACAACCUCCGCCAGCUGCUGGAGAAGGUGAAACGGGGAGUCUUCCAUAUGCCCCACUUCAUCCCUCCAGACUGCCAGAGCCUCCUGAGGGGCAUGAUCGAAGUGGAGCCCGAGAAAAGGCUCAGCCUGGAGCAAAUUCAGAAACAUCCUUGGUACCUGGGCGGGAAACAUGAACCGGACCCGUGCUUGGAGCCAGCCCCAGGCCGUCGGGUGGCCAUGCGGAGCCUGCCGUCGAAUGGAGAGCUGGACCCCGAUGUUCUGGAGAGCAUGGCUUCGCUGGGCUGCUUCAGGGACCGGGAGCGGCUGCACCGAGAGCUGCGCAGCGAGGAGGAGAACCAAGAAAAGAUGAUAUAUUAUCUGCUUUUGGAUCGGAAGGAGCGGUACCCCAGCUGUGAGGACCAGGACCUGCCUCCCCGGAAUGAUGUUGACCCCCCUCGGAAGCGUGUGGACUCGCCCAUGCUGAGCCGACACGGCAAAAGGCGGCCAGAGCGGAAGUCCAUGGAAGUCCUGAGCAUCACUGAUGCUGGUGGUGGCGGCUCCCCCGUACCCACCCGGCGGGCCCUGGAGAUGGCCCAGCACAGUCAGAGAUCCCGUAGUGUCAGUGGAGCCUCCACCGGCCUGUCCUCCAGUCCUCUGAGCAGUCCUCGGAGUCCGGUCUUUUCCUUCUCACCAGAGCCCGGGGCUGGAGAUGAGGCUCGGGGAGGGGGCUCCCCGACUUCCAAAACGCAGACGCUGCCUUCUCGAGGCCCCAGGGGUGGGGGCGCCGGGGAGCAGCCCCCACCCCCCAGUGCCCGCUCCACGCCCCUGCCUGGCCCUCCAGGCUCCCCGCGCUCCUCUGGGGGUACCCCCUUGCACUCGCCCCUGCACACUCCCCGAGCCAGCCCCACCGGGACCCCGGGGACAACGCCGCCCCCCAGCCCCGGCGGUGGCGUCGGGGGAGCCGCCUGGAGGAGUCGUCUCAACUCCAUCCGCAACAGCUUCCUGGGCUCCCCGCGUUUCCACCGGCGCAAGAUGCAGGUCCCCACCGCCGAGGAGAUGUCCAGUCUGACGCCGGAGUCCUCUCCGGAGCUGGCAAAGCGCUCCUGGUUCGGGAACUUUAUCUCCCUGGACAAAGAAGAACAAAUAUUCCUCGUGCUAAAGGACAAACCUCUCAGCAGCAUCAAAGCGGACAUCGUCCAUGCCUUCCUGUCGAUCCCCAGCCUGAGUCACAGUGUGCUGUCACAGACCAGCUUCAGGGCCGAGUACAAGGCCAGCGGCGGCCCCUCCGUCUUCCAGAAGCCCGUCCGCUUCCAGGUGGACAUCAGCUCCUCCGAGGGGCCGGAGCCCUCCCCGCGACGGGAUGGCGGCGGCGGCGGCGGCGGCAUCUACUCUGUCACCUUUACGCUCAUCUCCGGUCCCAGCCGUCGGUUCAAACGUGUGGUGGAGACCAUCCAGGCACAGCUGCUGAGCACUCACGACCAGCCCUCCGUGCAGGCCCUGGCAGAUGAGAAGAACGGGGCGCAGACCCGGCCUGCCAGCACCCCACCCCGAAACCUGCAGCCCCCGCCCGGCCGUCCAGACCCAGAGCUGACUGGCUCUCCCCGCCGAGGCCCCCCUAAGGACAAGAAGCUCCUGGCCACCAACGGGACCCCUCUGCCCUGACCCCACGGGGCCGGGGAAGGAGGGGAGCCCCCUCCACCCCCCUUCCCUGCCCCCCAACUGUGAAUCUGUAAAUAGGGCCCAAGGAGUACAUAGGGAGGGGGAGACACUACAAACCCGGCCUUGCCCUGCAGGGAUGGGGCUGAGGGGCCGUGCCCAACGGGGAGGGGUGGUUCUGGGGAGG
Miniopterus natalensis is the source of this 2465-nucleotide messenger RNA. The record is from RefSeq and is a predicted model, not a curated record. NCBI's taxonomy places the organism in Eukaryota, Metazoa, Chordata, Mammalia, Chiroptera, Miniopteridae.